Molecule: messenger RNA, 2611 nt
Organism: Stegastes partitus (bicolor damselfish)
Lineage: Eukaryota; Metazoa; Chordata; Actinopteri; Pomacentridae
Gene: fancc
Product: FA complementation group C
Exons: 15
Coding region: 96-1829 (577 amino acids)
Biological process (GO): cellular response to oxidative stress; interstrand cross-link repair; nucleotide-excision repair
Cellular component (GO): Fanconi anaemia nuclear complex
Source: RefSeq, a predicted model, not a curated record
UCUGCUCUGUGCACUUGUCAACUUAGUGACUGCGCGUUUCCCAUUUACACGAUCUCGCCUAGCUCCCAAGUAAAUUUGCCUGGACAAGCAGCCAAAUGUCUGAGCUGCAGCCACUGAGCCAGCCCCAACAAACAGCAGAGCCCUUGUUAAAUGUCCAGGAGAUGCAGUUCUGGCUGGACAAAGCAGUGGCUUGGGGCCAGGCCGACAGUCCAGACACUCAGAAAGACACCUGCCUGCACUUGAACAGACUGAGGGAUUUCCUCCAGCAACUUCUCACACACAUCAACAACGUGAGCUCCACGGCAGAAACCAUGAAGAAGCUGCCUCUCUUAGGCCAGUUUUUGGGUCGGCUGUGCUGGAACCCUUAUGUCACUGUGGGUGAUACGAGCAGGAGGCUGCUGCUCCAGUGCCUCUGGGGACUGUACUCGGAGCAUCCAAGCAAUGCUGUGGAAAGAAAAGCCAACCAGUGGAUACGGAAAGUGUUGUGUCAGCUCGCCACAGAGGAAGACGAUGAUGUAGCACAGGCGCUAACGAAGCGCAUGGGUGUACCAGCUCAAGAGUACCACCUCAAAGUCCUGGCAAAGAUGGUGGCGCUGCAGCAGGAAACCAUCAGAAAGAGCUGCUGUUCUCUGAGCGGCAUUAAUCAGAGGUGUUCGUGUGACAGUAUUCUGGCUACAUCAGAGGCUUGCGUUCACCUCAUCGCUUGUCCCGAGGCUUCUCCUCUCGUCGGUGCGUUACUACAGCGGCCAGUGACUUGUGUCAAAGAAGCUCUCAGCGAAAACUUCCUGGACGCCCUGGGUUCUUCCUGCUCAAGCCAGGGCUUGUCAUUAGAUGAGCAGGCCUCAGUCUCUUUGUGGUAUCGCUGCCUCCCCAGCCUGGAAGAGGCAGUUCUCAGUCUGCUGGAGUCUGUUACUAACACAGCGUCAACACCACAGAAGCUCCAGCUGCAAGUAGCACAGUCACUGCUGCCUAAAGCUUGUGCUCAACACAGCUCCAUGUUCCUGGUUGUGAAUGACAUCUUCAGGUCCAUCCUUAAGCAAGCUGAAGGAAAUGAGUCUAUUAAGUCACUUAUCCAAACCUUUACCAGGUGUUUCCUGCGGGAGCUGGCACUGCUGCAGCCCCAGACGAGCGUUCCUUUGAAGGCCUUCUUCCCACAGUCACCUCCGAGUCUGCUGGUCCCCCUCUCGACUGUGCCGUCAGAGAUGCCGCAGGAGUCUUGGAGAAACCACCUGAACUGGCUCAGCGGCUCAUUACAGAGACUGACAGAGGAGGAAGAGGAGGGAGACGGCAGAAGCACCAGGAGGCACUGCGCGGUGUUUGAGGCCUGGUUCCUGCUGGUUCGGUGCGCCCACUGGGUGCAGGUGGCCGUCCAGCUGCUGGUCACAUCGCAGCCUGAGGACUGUGGUCCCCUUCUGUGGCUGCUGACCUUCUACCAUCACCCCACCAACAGGUGGCACCACAGAGCUGUACAGCUGGUACGGGCCAGAGAAGCCUGGGAACACUUACACUCGCUGUCCUCAGCUCGUCCUCGUCCCCGUGAGCGCCUGCAGGCGUUGGUCACCCUGCUGUCAUCACAACCUCAGCCGCCAUCGCUGGCUCCGUCACUGACCCUCAGCCUCUUAGUUCAUUUUGCUGUUUUCUGCCAGCUACCACUGAGUGCCUCAGCAGAGGAUUUACAGACGGUGGUGCAUCAUUCUGGUCUGCUUGAUGAAGCAGCAUGUGUUCUCAGCUCACUGGAGCUCAGACUAAGUGAAGGAAGCUGCUUAUCAAACGACAGAGUUCAUCUCAGGAUCAAGGAGCUUCAAAACACAAUAACACAUAUGCAUUAGGCAUGAAGCCAUGCUGUGAAGCGAGCAGAGCGCGCACACACACACACGCUCGCUCACUCACUCACUCUGAAACAGGUGAGAGCUCAACACACACACACACACACACACACACACACACACAGAGUAACGCAGCAGUGGGUUCAUCUUCGCAUUGGGGUUUUUCCAAAGCACGUUUGCAGAAUGACAAAUUGCCACGCUCUUGUGUAGAUAUGCUGCUGUACAAUGACAGGAGUGUGUCAAAACAACACAGCGAGGACAGAUUAUGUGGCGAGGCUACAAUUAUACGUACACACACACACACACACACAAACACAUAACACAACUGCAAGGCCCACAAGGACACUUGAGCAGUGACAGAUCACACAGCAAAGAAGCAGCAGCUCGUACAACGUGUCAGAGUCCUCCCACUCAUGUAAUUGCCUCACAAUAUAAAUCCUUCACGCUACACAUGCUGACGUAGGUUCGAAGGAAAGGAAAACCAAAUGCCGGUCGUCUUUGAAAAUUACUGUUUGUGCUACAAUAUCCUGGUAUGAAAAGCAUACAGCACUGGGACGGUGCUGAGUAAAUGAUAAAAUGCUCAUAAGUGCUGUCACUUUAUUCUGUGUGUAGAGCUUCUUGUGUUUCAUUGUUUGUAAAGAUGGAGAAUGACUGUCCUUUUGUAUUUGGUUUAUAAUUGUAAGAACACAUCAUUUAUGGAACUGGUUGACUCCCACUGGACCUGGUCAACAAAUGCAUGUAUGUAUGUUUACAUUUUUGUGAAUUAAAAACUAUUUUUGACAUCA